AGCCUGGCCCGGCGGAGCACCGCCCCGCCCCGCCCCGCCCCCUGCCGCCGGCCGGAUGUGACGUACCUGCAGGCUGGGCCGCGUAGGGCAGUGCCGUUAACCGCCGCGCCGAGAUGGCGGACCUGGGCCGGCAGCUGCAGGACUACCUGGCGCAGUCUAGAGCCGGCGGCGGCUCCGGGCCGGGCUCCUCGCGAGCCGAGCCGGCGGAGGCAGAGGCCGGGCCGCGGGCGUGGCUGAGUCGCCUGUCCGCGUGGCCGUGGGAGGCCGAGCCGGAGGCGGAGGAGGCGUCGCGGUGCUGGCCGGGCCUGGGGCUGACGCGGGGGCAGCGGUUGGCGGGCAGCGCGCUGUGCCUGGUGCUGGCCGCGCUGUGCUUCGGCCUGGCCGCGCUACACGUGCCGCUGCUGCUGCUGCGCGCCCGCCGCUUCGCACUGCUCUGGUCGCUGGGCUCGGCCCUGGCGCUGGGCGCCGCCGCGCUGCUGCGGGGCCCGGACCACCUGCUGUGGCCGCCGAGCCGCGCCGGCGCGCUCUACCUGGGCGCCCUGGCGGCCACGCUCUACGCCGCGCUCGGCCUGCGCAGCGCCGCGCUCUCCGCCCUCGGCGCCGCCGCCCAGCUGGCCGCGCUGGCCGCCUGCCUACUCUCGCUGCUGCCCGGCGGCGCCGCCGGCCUCAGCUACCUCGGCGGCUUCGUGCGGCGCCGCGUCGCCAAGACCCUGCCCGUGUGACCUCGCGGCUUCGGCCCCGGAUUUCGCGAGGAGCCGGCUUGGGGGCCCGGGCGCCAGGACUUGGCCUUGCGACUAGUGCCUCGAAGAGCAGAGACGGUGGCCGCAGCGGUUCCCAUUCCCACGGACUCAAGCCUCUCUCUCUCCUCGCUUCCACCUCCAGCACUCAAGGAGCCACUUCACAGCCACCCUGGGCUGUAAGCUGCUGCAGUGACACUAGGAGCUGGUUUCCUGGGCUGUAGGUGCAGCAGGCCCUGGGCGGGCCAGCUCUCAGCACCCACCUGUCAUGAAAUUGGCGUUACAGCACUGCUCUGGAUGGCUGAGAAGCACCAGGAAUGCCAAACUCCUGUCUCAGCUGUAAGACUUGCACAGGCCACUUGGAAAAGUGAGUCACAAUAAAGCCAGAUGCAGCAGAAAUACUAAUGGACCCAGAGUCUGAGGCAGCAAGUAGAGUCUUACUACACUUGCUGCUUGCUGAAUUCACUGUAUUUCAGGAGGUGUUGAUACUUAGCAAAAUGUGGGGAAUACAGGCACAUUGGUGAAACUUCAAGGAAGGCUAAGUAUAUCACAAGCAUUAUCUCAUUUGUCAUAGUUCAGCACACACCUUCAAAAGUGCUCCUUUUGGACUAAGGUGAUCUAGGAUUGGUCUGAACAGCAAUCCAAGGAUAUAUCUGUUCCAUUUCUAACUGUACCUUCCAUCAGUUCAGUAACAUGACGACUGAAAAGUAACAUCCUUUUAACUAACCCAGGUAAUAGCUGUAGCUGCUGUGGAUCGCAGAAAGGUGCCUCCUUUAGCAAAUAGGAUCAUCUUAGGCAAGCAAUCAUAGAGAAGUAGUGAAAGUAAUUACUAGUUUUCAAUUUCACUCAAAAUGCAUUACUGCUUCUAUUUCUACUUUGUGGCAGUGCUGUCUUGUGUUCGCUGUUGGAUUUCAGGUACCUUUGCGAUGUGUAGGGUGAGUUUCUGAUAUCUUUGCUUAAGUAAAUGCCAUAGCCCAUUUUACACCUAUUUUAGGUGCUGGUCAGGGAAGUACAUGUUCAAAUGAUGUUUACAGCCUGAUCUUGAGAAGAUUUGGCCAAAUAAAGCAGACCAAAGCCUGCAGUAUUCCAGUGACCCACCACAGCUUAAUCAGAUAGUAUUAACUGACUUGGUUAUAUUUGCACAGAAUUAAAGUAAUUACACAAACUGUAAAGUGGAACUUUAAAAGUGGAGCUAAUUUUUUACAACUUUAUUAAAAGUAUUUUUUUACUAAAA
Molecule: messenger RNA, 1971 nt
Organism: Alligator mississippiensis (American alligator)
Lineage: Eukaryota; Metazoa; Chordata; Crocodylia; Alligatoridae
Gene: SFT2D3
Product: SFT2 domain containing 3
Exons: 1
Coding region: 114-722 (202 amino acids)
Biological process (GO): vesicle-mediated transport
Cellular component (GO): membrane
Source: RefSeq, a predicted model, not a curated record